Lathyrus oleraceus (garden pea) is the source of this 1114-nucleotide messenger RNA. RefSeq names its product protein DCL, chloroplastic. The record is from RefSeq and is a predicted model, not a curated record. The transcript has 3 exons. The coding region runs from base 199 to 846 and encodes 215 amino acids. Lineage: Eukaryota; Viridiplantae; Streptophyta; Magnoliopsida; Fabales; Fabaceae. Gene Ontology annotation, cellular component: chloroplast. Gene Ontology annotation, biological process: chloroplast organization; chloroplast rRNA processing.
AGAAGCAAGUUUAUCCUGUUAACGUUUGCAAUUGCCAAGAACGCGAGGGAACCACCAACACUCUCCACCUAGCACAAUUCGAUAACACAAUACCAAAGAAAAGAACCAAAAUAAAAUCAAUGUUCAACUAUAAAUAAUAUAUUCAAUCGAGUCUUCUAGAGUUUUGAAAAAUUAUAGUUUAAAAACAUAGUAAGAGUUAUGGCUUCUUCACUCUCCAACUUAAAGACACCACUUCACUUUCACUCCUUCAAAACCCCUUUCUCUUUUCGCUCUUCUUCUCGAUUCAUUCCAUCUUUUUCUUAUCCAAGGUUGUUUCGUUCUUCUAUCUCUUCCCUCAAAGCUGCUUCUGCGUCUUCUUCUUCCGAUUCUGCCGCUGACAAUUUGCUACAAAAGCCUGUUCUUUCGCAAGGGAGAGGAAUUGUGGAGGAAGAGAGUUGCUAUGAUGAACUAGAGCAGGAAGAAGAAAAGUGGGUGGAUUGGGAAGAUCAGAUUUUAGAAGAUACUGUUCCUUUGGUUAGAUUUGUUAGAAUGAUUCUUCAUUCUGGAAUAUAUGAAAAUGGAGAUAGAAUAAACUCAGAGCAUGAGAAGACUAUUGUUGAAAAAUUACUUCCAUUUCAUCCGGAGUCUCACAAAAAGAUCGGUUGCGGAAUCGAUUAUAUAACGAUUGGAUACCAUCCUGAUUUUGAUAGUUCUAGGUGUAUGUUCAUAGUGCAAAAAGAUGGAGAGAUGGUUGAUUUUUCAUAUUGGAAAUGCAUAAAGGGUUUGAUCAGGAAGAACUAUCCAUUAUAUGCAGACAAUUUCAUUCUCAGGCACUUCAGGAACAGGAGUCGUAGUUUUUCAAAAUAAUAUCUUCUGAUUGUUGUACACCAUUUUAUGUUCCAUUUUUUGUGUUCUCUUAUUGCUAUAGCUAGCAUACUAUUUCAAUAUUAUGAAAAAAAAACAGAAAUUUAUGGAAUUCUCUAAUAAUCGCCACCGACGCCGGAUAUUGACUCCAUUUUAUUAUUGACAAAAUAUGUUUGCAGUGAUUUAAAAUUAUGGGAACAUAAAUUUUGUAUAUAGACCUUCAUGACAGUGUUUCUUUCAGUUAAUUUAAAGAAAUUUGAAAUUUAGUAUA